This is a messenger RNA of Cotesia congregata, 1950 nucleotides long. Lineage: Eukaryota; Metazoa; Arthropoda; Insecta; Hymenoptera; Braconidae. The record is from the annotation of a GenBank genome assembly.
AUGGCAAAACUUGUGGAUAUAUGGCGGUGUGACCAACCGGUUAAUUUGACGCAACGACAAAUGCCCUUGAUUGUUGACGAAACUUUAACUAUGAUCAUGGACUUAAACAACCUAGGGUACAUCAAUGAGAGUCCGUUGGCUAAAGGAAAACAACUUGAAGAAUUUAAGAGAAAAUUAGAAAUGUUAACUAAAGAAGAAGUCAAGGCUUCAUUUAAGGUUACCCAUAAGGAUAUGUUAUCUAUUUUGAGCCAGACUGUGCCCUGUGUUGGUUGCCGAAGAAGUGUUGAAAGAUUAUUUUUCGAAUUAAUGGGAUCAGGUCAUCAAGCGCUGGAUCCGUUGAUCGUAACUCCAGAAGGAAUUUUGACUAUCUCUGAAGAAAGUUUACUAUCUCCAAGAUUGCUUUGUACUAUGCUUCAAGGUCAUAGUGAUCGAUUACACAAUUUAGUAGAACGCCAACCACGAAAUAAAAAAUCACUUCGUUGUGCUUUGCAUUCGAUGGAUAUUCAACGUAUGAGACCCCCAGCAAAUGCAUGGAAAGAAGCAUGGGAUGUAAUGAAAUCUCCUUGCCGUCAAGAAGUAACUCUGAUUGAAACAGAUACUCUGGAAGCUACUUUAGAAACCUAUUUACGGAAACAUAGGUUUUGUGGGGAAUGUCGUACAAAAGUUUUGUUAGCUUCGACUCUUCUUACCUCGGAACCCAAUCCUUCGAAGGAAAAAGGAUAUGUAGCUGCAUUAUACAAAGAUAUUAAACAAGUACUUACUUGUCUUGGAAUUUGCGUUGCUAACAGACUUCAUCGUAUUCAUCGGCGCUUGAAAGAAGAAGAAACAAUUUGCCGUGUAUUUGCUGCUGUUGCUAUUGACGCACUGUCACGUAAUUUUCAAAUGGCUGUUGAAGAAAAACAGGGAAUUUCUCAACUAGAGCUUCUAUAUGAGGAACUUACUCGAGAAGAAUUAGUAAAGCAGCAACGUCGAGAGAAAUUACGCCUUAAAAGGAAGAAAAAGAAGGAACGCAAAUAUGAAAAUACUGAAGAAAAAGAAAAUAAUUGUGAAUGUUUGAAAGAAAAAGGUAAAGGAAAUGAUUGCAUUUGUACAGAAUCUAAACCAACGACUCAAAAUAAUGAUCGCCACAAGCUUCAAAUUUUGGAUCCAAAGAAUAAAGGGCAACCUACGUGUAAAUGUCCUGAUUGCCUAAAAAAAACUAAAAAUAGUGACAAUAUAAAACAAACUCAAAGCCAAUCUUCAACAUUCCGAAGUAAAAAUUCAUCACGAAAGUUAAAUCAGCCAAAGGUGGAACAAAUUAAAGAUGUAAUAACUAAAGAAAAAGAAAAAGAUGAAAACCCAGGUAAAUUCUGUGAAGAAGAUCCACAUGAUAUGUGUUCAUGUUACGAGGAAUUUUUUGAAAAACGUGAUGAUGGAAAAUGGCAUUUACGUCAAGGUGGAAAAACUCCUCCAGAAGAAGAGUUAUUGAAAUGGGUAGACUUUAACAAACGUUACGAACUCAAGUUACGAGAGAUUAUGAGCCGUGCAUCAAGUGAGCCAUCUCAAGACUGCGGUUAUUCGUCUGAGCAUAACGUUAGUAGCUCAUCUCUGCCAAGCACACCAGAAGGGUCUGAGGUCGCGUGUAGCGAGGGCUGUUGUAGCCACGAUGGAGACUGCCCUGAUAAUAGACCUUGGGACAAACUGGAUCAUUCCAGACUGGGUGUUUCAUUAUUAGGAGAACAAGGAUUAACUCUUACUCAAAUGUUAGAGGUAAUAAUUUAUUUUUUAUCUUACAUUAAUUAUAAAUAUUUAAUUAUUAGCCUAAUUAUUGACGCUUGCAAUUUUAUUUUAGAUUAUUUUAAAUUUAAUUAGAAUUAAAUUGCAAGUGUCAAUAAUUGGACCUUUUACCUUACUUACAAUAAUUUAUUUUUAUCAAUAGGACUCACAUUCAUCAGAUAAUGAAGGCACUGA